Messenger RNA from Linum trigynum, 4018 nucleotides. Lineage: Eukaryota; Viridiplantae; Streptophyta; Magnoliopsida; Malpighiales; Linaceae. The record is from the annotation of a GenBank genome assembly.
GUCAUGGCCCUUCUAUUGUUUUUCUUAUGGAAACUUGCAACAGUGAAGAAUUCAUGGAGGAACAUAGAAGAAGUAUCAAGAUUUUCCCCAAUCGAGAGUAUGUCGAUCCGAUCAACUCGUCAAGGGGCUUCGCAAUUUGGUGGAAGGCGGGUAUUAGUAUUGAUGUAAUCAGCAGUGAUAGGUAUUAUGUUGAUGUUAGCAUUGACAUGGGGAAGAAGUUCUUUUGUACUUUUGUUCAUGCCCCGACUACAGCUGUUAGUAGAAGGGAUUUUUGGGAGCACUUAAGUUCCCUUCGGAGUAGUAGGGGAGACAACUGGGUCAUUGUAGGUGAUUUUAAUGCUGCGGUUUAUGAGAAUGAAAAGGAGGGGAGAUGCCCGCUUAGAUACGAGAAUGUAGAACCUUUCAAAAGGUUCAUCUUUGACAAUGCCCUCAUCGAUAUUGGGUUCAAAGGAAGCCCAUUCACUUGGUCAAAUAAGCGGACGGGAGCAAACUUAGUCAGAGUAAGGCUGGACCGAGUGUUGUGUUCACCAUCAUGGAGAGCGCAGUUUGGUGAAGCGGUUGUGUUUCAUGAAAAAAUGGUGAGCUCAGACCACUGUCCAAUUAGGAUCGACCUACACUAUCAAGGAAGCAGAAGAAGAAAUCCGUUCAGAAUAGAUGAGAGAUGGUUGGAGAAAGAAGAAUGUAAGGAGAUUGUUUGUAGAGAAUGGGAUCCGAGUGGGCAAUCUAGCAACCAGCUGAGCAAAUGCGAGAGAGAACUGAAGGCGUGGUCAAAAGAUUUCCAUAAGAAUAGGAUUCUUAGGGAAAAUGAAAUUGUGAAUAGGUUGGAUGUCCUCCACCAACCUCCAAGGGUGCAGGAAAAUGUGGAGGAGGAAAAGAACCUCACAGAAGAACUGAAUAAAAUUUGGCUGGAAGAGGAAAGCUUUUGGAGCCAAUGCUCCAGAGUCAAUUGGCUACAAAAAGGGGACCAAAAUACUUCCUUCUUCCAUUCCAGCACAAUUUUCAGGAAACACAAAAACAAAAUCCUUCGCCUAAUGGAUGAUCUGGGGAAUUGGGUGGAAGAUGAAGCAAGGCUUAAGGGUAUGUCAGUGGGGUUUUUCAAAGGUCUUUUCAAGGCAAGAUCUCCUAUUGCUUUCCACCAUCUCCUUCAAGGCUUUCCAACGAUGGUUACAGGAGAGAUGAAUGAAGACCUCACUGCGACUAUUAGCGAUGAGGAGAUUAGGAAGGCAGUGUUCUCUUUAGGAGCCCGAAAAGCUCCUGGUCCGGAUGGGUUCUCAGGAAAAUUCUACAGGAAGUACUGGGAUACUAUUGGUGAAACACUUUGCAGAGAAAUAAAGGAUUUUUUUGAGACUGCAUCUAUGCCGGAAGGUUGGAAUGACACUCACAUUGUGAUGGUACCAAAGGUUGACCAUCCGGAAAACAUUGGGCAAUUCCGCCCCAUUAGUUGCUGCAACUUCAGGUACAAAAUCAUAUCAAAGAUCAUGGCGACCAGAUUGAAGAAAUGGACCCCGUCCAUUGUCUCUGAGCUUCAAACAGCAUUCACAAGCGGUCGUCUCAUCCAGGACAAUAUCAUUAUUGUUCACGAAGUAUUACAUCAUUUCAAGAACCACAAAUUGGGCAACAGGAGAGAUAUGAUGCUGAAACUGGAUAUGAAGAAGGCAUAUGACAUGGUUGAUUGGGAAUGCCUGGAAACUCUUCUGAGAAGAUACGGUUUUAAUGAUAAGUGGUGCAGAUGGGUUAGCAGUUGUAUCCGAACUGUUAGAUUUUCCGUGUUGUUCAAUGGUGAAGCAUCGGAGACCUUCUGUCCAUCUAGAGGCAUUAGACAGGGAGACCCAUUGUCCCCAUUCCUCUUCAUCCUUAUGUCUAAUGCUCUCACUUUCCUUGUUGACAAGGCUGUGUCGGAAGAUCGCAUUAAGGGGAUUAAGCUUAACACUAGAUGUCCCAUCCUCACCCAUUGUCUUUUUGCAGAUGACACAGUCAUUUUUGGAAAAGCUAAUACUCAGGAGGCAGGUAGAAUCGUGGAGAUCAUCAAUAAGUAUGGAGCAAUCACUGGUCAAGAGGUCAAUAUCAACAAGUCGUCUGUUUUCUUCAGUGCGAAUGUUCCAACGGAGGAAAAGAACGACAUUAUCACUCACAUUGGGUUUGCCCCUACCAACUGUCACUCCAAAUAUCUAGGAGUCCCAACCGAAUGGGGAAACUCAAAGAAGGAGACUUUCUACUUCCUCAUCCAAAGGAUGGAAAAGAUGGGGGAAGCAUGGAAGAGCCUCCUCCUUUCCCAUGGAGGGAAGGAGGUGCUCCUUAAAGCUGUGAUCCAGGCUAUUCCAUCUUUCAUUAUGUGCCUCUUCCUCCUACCAGUUUCUCUAACAAAGAAGAUGGAUUCUCUCCUCAGUAACUUCUUCUGGUCAGGGUCGAUGCAAAAGAGCAGCCUACACUGGUGUAGUAAGGAAAUACUUUGUGCCCCGAAGUCAGAAGGAGGUCUGGGUUUUCGAAGCUUUAGAGAUUUUAAUCUGGCCCUUCUGGCAAAGCAAGCCUGGCGACUCCUGACCACCCCUAAUGCCCUUUGGAGCCGACUCCUCAAAGGUCUCUACUUCCCUAGAGGUAACUUCCUCACAGCGAAAAAAGGAAGCAAACCAUCGUGGAUCUGGGCUAGCCUCUGGGAAUCCAGAAAAGUUGUCAAUUUGGGAGCAGUGAGAGUGAUUGGGUCUGGAGACGACUCAUGGAUUGAUCAAGAUCCUUGGGUCCCCUCCCUCCAUAAGGCAAGCAUUCAGAGUGGACCUCAAGAUCAUAUUCGUGUCAAUUCUUGGAUCGAUCAGGAGGGGAGGAAGUGGAAUUAUGAUAUGAUCCAAGGGCAAGUGUCUUCUUCGGAAAUGGACGCAAUUUUGAGAAUUCCCAUUGGGGAAAUGGAUUCUAAGGACUUCUGGGCGUGGAAAUUGAAUGAGAUUGGUGUCUUCACUGUCAAAACAGCAUACCAUGCGGUACACUUAGCCUCAACGGAACCCCAAACGAUUGCCAAUAUGGAAAAGUGGAAAUGGAUGUGGAACCUGGAUAUCCCUCCAAAACUUAAGUUCUUCGUUUGGAGGUGCGCUAAGAACGGGCUUGCAACAAAAGAGAAACUCUUUCAAAGGAAAUGCUCUCCUAACUCGAUAUGUCAAGUAUGCCAAUGCCCCAUUGAGUCUCUCGUCCACUGCCUUUUCUUGUGUGACCAUGCAAGAGAAUCUUGGACCACUAUCUUCCCAUCCCUCCCAAUUCCUGCCCAGUCUACUGCCUUCCUUGACUGGUUGUACUCUUUAAAGGAUGUUAUCCACGCAAGAGCCAUGUUCCAUGUUAUCUUCCUCUGCUGGAAUAUUUGGAAGGCAAGAAAUGAGUGUGUGUUCAAGAAUCGGAUCCCUUGGCAUCCGAAUGUGAUUAUGAGAACAUACAAGGAUCUUACUGAAUGGACGACCUGUCCGAGGAUGCCCCUCCUUUGCUCUCCUUCUCCUCAGCUCAGGGGAGCCCACUCGCUCACUUCUCCACCGCCAAGCAAUCAUAAUUUUGUGAUUCACUGUGAUGGGUCGUUCUUAAACGACUCCCAGCCGGCGGCAUAUGGUGUUGUUGUCAUUAACCAUCAUGGGCAAGUGUGUGACGGGCGAGCUGACACCCUCCUUUGUUCCACCCCGUUCGAAGCCGAAACAAAAGCUCUUUUGGAAGGUCUCAAAUUAGCUCAAGAAUAUGGCACUGAAUGUGUUGUCCAGUCUGACUGCCAGACGUUAGUGAAAGCUCUUAAUCAAGAUUCUAGAAGUUGGCCAUGGCGAGGAGCAGCCUGGAUUGGAACCAUGGUUUCAAUCCUGAGAGCAAACCCUCAAAUCAAGGUCAAGGCGGUUGCGCGUAAAUUUAAUGUUAGAGCAGAUUGGGUUGCGCGAUCACUUGCUAGAUCUUCUCUCCCAGAUGACUGGAUUAGUGUUCUUGAUCUAAUUUCUGACUUCCUUUAAAGUUUGUAACCUCUGUCUUCGUAUUGGUGAUGGAAUAAAAGUUGAACCUUAUU